This is a messenger RNA of Blastomyces dermatitidis ER-3, 567 nucleotides long. RefSeq lists its product as uncharacterized. The transcript has 2 exons. The coding region runs from base 1 to 567 and encodes 188 amino acids. The record is from RefSeq and is a predicted model, not a curated record. Lineage: Eukaryota; Fungi; Ascomycota; Eurotiomycetes; Onygenales; Ajellomycetaceae.
AUGGUCCUAUGGAAUUUUAUAUUUCUCGGGUCUCCCGUCGUCUUCACUAUCCAGUGGCUAGCGGCAGGCGCCCGCAUAACCAUCAGUGGCCCCUAUGAUCCCGAUUUGCCUGGUCACAGUGAUAAACAUAAAGAGAACGGCUCACGCGGCUAUGGCUGCCAGACCCGCGAGAGCGAGAUAAUUUCACCUAUAAACCCGGACAGGUCCGGAGGGGAUGACGGCACGCUGUGGACUGGAGAAAACUGUGUUCAACAUCAAGCGGCGUCCCCACCAGGGCGUCGAAUGGACUCGAUGGACUCGACACGACCGCCUACACAGGGCAGCAAUCGAAUCGGGAACAAAUUUGCAUUCGUCAUGAUCGUGGGGGGGGAAGGGGGGCGAGUAGAGGUAAAGCAUUCCUAUUCAGGGGACCAGUCCACUACGGCAAUGGAACAAAGCGUCCCCGCUGACGCUACGCUGGGGCUGAACCUGAUUGCACCCCCGCCAGGAAAUGAAACAUUUAACUCCUACCCUUCUCAACAGCUAUUUUUCAACGGCAUCUACAACGGCAUCGAGGAAUCCAAAUAG